AUGUUGUCCUGCACGUGGGCUUACACCUGGAUCAGUGUGUUUCGUGCGAUCAAUCCAGAGUCUGAGACGCAUCCACAAGCUGCUGUGAAAGUCGUAUCAUACCAAUCAACGACGAAUCGCCAACCUAUUGAUCGACGUGCUCUACAAAAGGAAGUGCAAAUUCACAGUAUCCUCAAGCACAAAAACGUCCUUGCAUUCCUGGGAUCGGUCGAAUAUGCCGUGGCAUCAUCAGCACCUAGCAACUAUGUUCGUGGCCUGUAUAUUCUUCUUGAGCUAUGUGCUGGUGGCGACUUGUUUGAUAAGAUAUCGCCUGAUGUCGGUGUAGAUGAAGACCUUGCGCACUUGUACUUUACCCAGCUCAUGUCAGGUCUAACUUACAUUCAUGGACAGGGCAUCACGCAUCGCGACAUCAAGCCAGAAAACAUGCUCUUGGACGCGCAAGGCAACUUGAAAAUUGCUGAUUUCGGUCUGUGCAGCGUGUACAAGUACAAAGGCAAGGAACGUACACUCCAUGGCACUUGUGGGAGUCUUCCUUACAUUGCGCCGGAAAUGAACGGCCGCCCAUACCAGGGCGAGCCUGUAGAUGUAUGGAGCUCGGGUGUCGUGCUGUUCGCUAUGCUUGUCGGCAACACACCUUGGGACGAACCGACGUACCGAAGUCCUGAAUAUACCGCAUAUCUUUCAGGUGAGCUCCUGCGUAUAGAUCCCUGGACCCGCAUCAGCGGCGAUGCUCUCUCGCUCCUCCGUCGAAUGAUGCAUCCUGAUCCAACGCGUCGUGCAUCUCUGUCGCAGAUCCAGCGGCACAGAUGGUUUACCCGAACGAACCCACUCUUGUCCUCCGGCAAAUGCAAUGACCCUGUCAGUUUGGCUGAGCGUCUUUUGCAUGGCCUCAUAGUGUCAGGUGACCUUCACUUGUCACUUCAUACCGACGGGCAGCGAGCGCCUGUGCCAACAAGUCUGUCGCUUUCGCAGCCGGAGGCGCUCCCCCAGCGUCCGUUGGCCCUAAGUGCAGAAGGUAUUCCCUCCUCCACGGCACAACCCGCCCUGGACUUGCGCCAACGCAUGACACAAGUGCCACGCACACAGGCAGAUGAGUUUACGCAGGCCCUCGGCUUCUUUACGCAAUCCUCCGCCGGGCCCAUGGGUAUAGUUCUGCAACUGACACGCUUCUACAGCACUGCUGCACCUCCAGAUAUAACGGCUGCCGUCACCGAAGCAUUGCAAGUGCAAAAUGCACAAUAUUGUGUCGAAGCCAUGUCAGAUGCUUCUUCAGACUGGCUUGAAUCUUAUGAAGAUGAUGAUGAUUCACUCGCUUCACGCGGCAAUGUCUCGACUGAGUCUCUCCAUGGCGCGCGUGGUGCAAGAAUCCGACUGAGUCUGGUCGAUCGACGGAAGUGUGCAUUGAAAGGUGAAGUCCGCAUUGAACGUGUCGCUGAAUUGCCACCAGAUAUGGGCAUUCACGCAGGACAGCCUGGAAGUUUUGUGCUAAUGCGCCGAAGCAAAGGCAAUCCCUUAGAAUGGCGCCGCUUGUUCCGCGAUCUGUGUAAACAUCCAAGUGUGCGUGCUUCUAUGGCUAUUCCACGCGCAUCAUAA
Molecule: messenger RNA, 1593 nt
Organism: Malassezia globosa CBS 7966
Lineage: Eukaryota; Fungi; Basidiomycota; Malasseziomycetes; Malasseziales; Malasseziaceae
Exons: 1
Coding region: 1-1593 (530 amino acids)
Biological process (GO): protein phosphorylation; intracellular signal transduction
Cellular component (GO): cytoplasm
Molecular function (GO): protein serine/threonine kinase activity; ATP binding
Source: RefSeq, a predicted model, not a curated record